Molecule: messenger RNA, 1584 nt
Organism: Alternaria atra
Lineage: Eukaryota; Fungi; Ascomycota; Dothideomycetes; Pleosporales; Pleosporaceae
Exons: 3
Coding region: 1-1584 (527 amino acids)
Cellular component (GO): recycling endosome
Molecular function (GO): guanyl-nucleotide exchange factor activity
Source: RefSeq, a predicted model, not a curated record
AUGGAGAAGUUUAAGAACAAGUUUCUGAACCCUCAUCGCCGCUCGCGACGCGAGGAAGAGAUGGAGAAAUUGAGGGAGCCAAAGCUCUCGCCCAUCGCGACAGGGGGGUUCAAGCACUGGGCUGUGGCUUUUGUGCAACUUCAAUGUCGAUAUCGGUUUGGUAGUCCAGAAAUCGAGAUACUAUACCCACCAGAUGUGCCCUUUACGACGGCCGAUUUAAGUGCUAUAUGCUUCAACAGCUUCCCUGAGCAACAGAACACAGAGACAGCCGAGGAUCUCUCCUACGACUUUGCCAUCACCAACAAUUCGCCUGACAUCAAACUCACCUCGCCAAAUCCCCCUCAUGGUAGCGCUGACACCUUCUAUGGCUCAUGUAUCUUCCGCCAAGAAUUCGACGACACCAUGAAGAGGAGCUUCAACCAGAGGACUCUGGUGCUCAUCUCUCAUCACAACUUCACAUCAUUCCAUCACCGCAUCUUACAAAAGAUGACCGAAACAGGACAUCUUAGCGAUCCGACGACUCUGGAAUCUGCAUACUCGCAGAUGAAUACAUGGGCACCUCCAGCUCUAGGACGUCACAAUCUUCCCUUCAUGGGCACUACGCUGACUCUGGAUAUUGCACCACAUCGCGCUUUUCCUCUCCAAGGACUCCCCGGGCCUACGCCGUUGAUCUCGGAUAUCCCCUUGUCCAUCUACGCCUACGAACCCAUCGGCUCUUGGGACAACAUCAUGCACUACAUGCCCUGCAUCACUGACCUAUACGUCUUGUACGAAAAGCUGAUACUCUGCGAAAGCGUCAUCGUCAUCGCAAAAUCACCACAACUCGCCAGCGAAGCCGUCUCGUCGCUGGUCGAUCUCAUCUGCCCCGUGCCAUACGCAGGUGUGAUCAAACCCUACAUGACCAUGCAAGCGAACUUCAAAAGCAUAGGCAUUGACGGCGGAACCCCAACAUCAUUCGUCAUCGGCAUCACCAACCCUUUUCUAUUGAAACGCAUCGUUGCAGCAGCAGAAGCCAGUCACAAAGCCCGACCACACAUCCUAUAUCUUCAAAACUUCGAUGGCCCCGUACCAACACGCCGCCACCACUCGCUCCACCACAAAUCAAGCCGCAACGCACUCCUAGAUCUCCCCGGUGGUGGCAUCGAAGUCCACACCCCAUCCAAACGGUUUCUCAAAUCAGACCCAACCGUCGUAUCGCAAAUCGAAACUCUGCUCAAGCUCGGUGACCAAACCCGCGAACUCGGUCCCAUCAUCCGUCGCCACUUCGCCGAGCUCACUGCGCAAUUCAUCGCCCCUAUUAACCGCUACCUCGCAACUUCCAACGUAGUAACUCCAGGCGGCAACAACAGAUAUGCCAGCUUCCACGUACCGGAUCUCAUGAGCAGUGUGAGUAGUCACGGUACGAGUGUCAAGUUUCGCGGCACUGGGCCUAUCCAACGUCAUCGCGCAAGGGACGGACUGUACGAGAGCUUUUGCAAGUCUUCGAAUUUUUACUCGUGGUUGGAGAUGAAGAUAAACCUGGAGAAUGAGGCGAGCGCAGGGAUGCUGAAUGCGCCUGUCGCGUCUUCGGCUGCUGCUAUUUGA